This is a messenger RNA of Coniophora puteana RWD-64-598 SS2, 1119 nucleotides long. RefSeq lists its product as uncharacterized. The annotation marks the transcript as partial. NCBI's taxonomy places the organism in Eukaryota, Fungi, Basidiomycota, Agaricomycetes, Boletales, Coniophoraceae. The transcript is spliced from 12 exons. The record is from RefSeq and is a predicted model, not a curated record.
GCAGUCGUCGUCUGGGACUGGUUGAUAAGUCUGCAGAGGGAAUGGCAGUUUAUAUGGAAGUCGCACUGGACUCCCGUUAAAGCGUCGUACUUGUUUUGCCGAUAUUGGGUUAUUGCAGUCGUACCUUACUUGCUAUACUGUUUUGUCACCAACCACUCGCAGGAGGAAUGCGAAAGGAUCUACAAAAUCCCAGUGAUCCUCGCAAUGUGGAACCAAGUCGGGUCAGAGUCUGUACUACUGAUCCGCACAUACGCCUUUUUCAACCGGAACAACUACCUCCUUUGCGGCCUUGUGUUCACACUUUCUGGUGUCAUUGCUUUCCAGCUAUACGUAGCAACAUCUCGCAUGACGCGUGAGACAUUUACACAGGGCCCUUGCUUUCCAGUUUCCCGGCCAGGCUCUGCAGACUUGCUCGGAUUUUUUAUUGCUCCUCUGGGAUUCGACACCCUGGUUACGGGCAUGACGCUUGUGAAAUCAAUUGGAAUGCGACGCCGUAACGGGGGGCCGAGCAGCAAACUAAUCCAGACCUUUCUUCGCGAAGGUGUCUUCUACUACAUCCUGAUCUCUAUCGCGAACCUGAUCAACGGCAUCUUUUAUCUUCAACCUCGUCAGGUCAUCUCAGCCAUCAACAUUCCACUUAGCGUUAUGUUGGCUCCUGUUUUGGCUUGUCGGCUUAUUCUUGACCUACGCCAACGAGGUGCUGAAACAGUUGCUCACUCUGAAGGCUCUGGCGUCGGCCCAUUCACUGCCAACUCUGGUGUCAGCACUAAUGGGAAGCGAAGCAAGCCAGAACUUUUCAGCAAACGCCAAUCACAGUACGGUUCGAGUGCAUCGGCGUCCAACAUGAUCAUUCGCGGAGGGGACAGUAUCCACCCUGUUGACCUGGAAGAAGGCGAGGUUGAGCUAGACGAUAUGCAUUUCGAGGCGGGACUGAAUUCCGCUGGCAUCAGUACGCGUACUCUCGGUGGGGCCAGCCCUGCUCCCGCGUACGAUGCUAUCGACCUAGGUUUCAACGCCGGGCUAGAGACUCAAAGUGAAGACUCUCACUCUAACGGAGGGGUGGUUUCCAUUUUCUCCGGAAUCCGAGUAGAUGUGGAGAAAACAACUUCGUCGAUCUAG